UUAAUCUUUAGGAAAUAUUUUUGUACAAUAAAAAUCUGACAAGCUAAUCCAGCUAAAAAUAGUGCUUAAAUGCCACUAAAAUGCAGUGUUUAAACCUCAUAAUUAAAUAUAAAAAGCAAAAAGGUCUAAAUUUUAAGACAAAAGAAACCCCCAUUUACCAGGCUGGCUAUGGGCCUGUAUUUUAUAUUAUAUUAUAUUAUAUUAUAUUAUAUUAUAUUAUAUUAUAUUAUAUUAUAUUAUAUUAUAUUAUAUUAUAUUGUAUUAUAUUAUAUUAUAUUAUAUUAUAUUAAUUUGCAUUUCCUCUCAGAAUGGCGGCAGUGGAAUGAUGUUUCCACAAGAGGCCGCUGUUAUCUGUUUUGAAUUUUGCCCUUUCAUGUUGUUUAUUUUGAUUUGCUUUGUCAUUUGACAUUUAUAUGUCGUGUAUAUUUCCCAGUGUAGUUCUGAACAUUCUUACAUAAAUUACCUUAAAUUAUUCUUAAACUGCCAUUAAAGUUUGCGAAUGUUUCUACCUCAAGUCUCUGAGUCUUUAAUGUUAAAUCUAAUCCCGAACGAUUUAUCAGUGGACUAGCAAAGAAAUAUUAGAACAAAACAACAAAAACGGCAACAACAAAAGUCACUUACCUGUAGACAACUCAAUGCCGUCUCUGUGAGCGAGAUAGAUCAACGUUUGCUCCGAAUGACAUGAUGAUAAUGUUAUUAAUGGGUAGCAUAGUCAUCGCUGUUUGGUCUCAUGACACGUUGCUACGUGAAGUAAUAAAUUGCAUAAGGUUAACGUUAAUCUAUUUUCUACUGACACUGUAGAGUGAGUCACUUAUAACACUUUCUUUGUAUAGGCCUAUAAACAAAUAGUGUUUACCUACACGUUUAACUAUUAAAUAAUUUAGUAAAGUUACACAUUCUAAUACGCGUAGGGACAUAAAUAAAAUGAAAGAAAAUAAUAAAAAAAUAACAUAAAAAGAAAAAUAUACAUCCGAGGGUCUGGGCAAAACAUACAGGAAGUUUGUGUUGCUUGGCAACAAAAUCUGCUUUAUCAAAGAGCUUAGCUCACUGGCUCCAUCGCGUCUCUUUAUGAUGGCGGACAGAAACGAUCUUGAGAAACUUGAUUUCGGCGCUUUAAGUCUCGACCAACAGGUGAAGCUACGACAGUUCAAGAUCAAGACAAGAAUUGCCAAUGAAAAAUAUUUGAGGUUUCACCCAGAGGUGGAAAUGUUACUGAGUGACUUUUUAAGAAACGUGUUUCUGAAAAGGCCUGCAGAUGUUCAUGAAUUUGCAGCAGAUCAUUUCAGUGACCCUGGAUUGCCAACAAAAAUUCAGGCCCAAAUAAAAAUCAAUAAUAAGUGAAAGUG
Molecule: messenger RNA, 1346 nt
Organism: Danio rerio (zebrafish)
Lineage: Eukaryota; Metazoa; Chordata; Actinopteri; Cypriniformes; Danionidae
Source: RefSeq, a predicted model, not a curated record